Vigna radiata var. radiata (mung bean) is the source of this 1653-nucleotide messenger RNA. RefSeq lists its product as uncharacterized. The transcript has 2 exons. Bases 186 to 1283 code for a protein of 365 amino acids. NCBI's taxonomy places the organism in Eukaryota, Viridiplantae, Streptophyta, Magnoliopsida, Fabales, Fabaceae. Gene Ontology annotation, molecular function: nucleotide binding. The record is from RefSeq and is a predicted model, not a curated record.
AAUAAUUUGUAAAUGAGUUGAAGCUCCACCGCACAAUCCGCCAAACAUGAUCUAUGGCAUCUCCCUCACUGAUAUCCUAUCCAUGAUUACACACUAUCAUCACGAGAUAAACUAAGUACCCAAAUCCCUGCGCCAAAAUCUCCAGAACAAACUUACACCUGGAUUGAAACACCCGUGCAUAUACCAUGGUUGAUACCACCAAAACGGUGCGUUUCGGCAUCUUAGGUUGCGCCGAAAUCGCUCGGAAAGUGGCUCGAGCCAUUGACCUCGCCCCCAACGCCACUCUCAGCGCCGUGGCGAGCCGUUCCAAGGAGAAGGCCGAGAAGUUUGCCUCCGAGAACGGGUUUCCGGCAAGCGUGAAGAUUUACGGGAGCUAUGAUCGGCUGUUGGAAGAUCCAGGCGUGGAUGCCGUGUACGUGCCACUCCCCACAAGUCUGCACGUGCGGUGGGUGGUUUUGGCUGCCGGUAGAAAGAAACACGUGCUGGUGGAGAAGCCCGCGGCUCUUGAGGUGGCGGAGCUUGAGCAGAUCCUGGCAGCGGUCGAAUCUAACGGCGUGCAGUUCAUGGAUGGGAGCAUGUGGUUGCAUCACCCUAGAACUGCCCACAUUCAACAGUUGUGCUUCGUUCCGAGCUCUGCUAAAAGCAUUGGACCAAUUCAUUUUAUCCACAGUACAGGAACAAUGCCAGCAACACCUGAAUUUCUAGCGAGUAAUAUCAGGGUAAAGCCGGAGUUGGAUGGUCUUGGUGUACUUGGUGACUUGGCCUGGUACAGCAUUGGUGCUUCCCUGUGGGCAAAGGGCUACCAAUUACCAAUCACUGUCACGGCUCUUCCUGAUGUCAAAAGAAACAGUGCGGGAGUCAUCUUGUCCAUCACAGUUUCUUUGCUGUGGGAUCAACCAAUCCAAACACUAGCAACCAUUCACUGCUCCUUUCUUUCUCACAUCUCCAUGGACCUGGUUAUAUGUGGUUCCAAUGGCUCUGUGCAUCUCAGGGACUUUACAAUCCCGUACCAAGAGACCAGUGCCUCGUUUGAUGUCACAUUUGGAGCCAAAUUUGUUGACCUUCACAUUGGAUGGAAUGUGAAACCAGAGGAGGUUCAUGUGGUCAAUGAGCUCCCACAAGAAGCUCUAAUGGUGCAAGAGUUUUCAAGGCUUGUUUCAGGUAUUAAAGAUUGUGGUUCUCAACCAUCUACCAAAUGGCCUGAAAUCAGUAGAAAGACUCAACUGGUAGUUGAUGCAGUAAAUAAGUCACUAGAGCUUGGCUGUAAAUCUGUUUCCUUGUAGCAGGAUGGUUACAAAUAAUCCAAAACUUUCUUAAAACACCCUCAUUUCCAUCAGAAAUGCCCUUAAGCCAACUGUGAGUGUUUCAAAAUUGGAAUGGAUCACCAUGGUCUACUAAAAAAGGAAGCUUUUGGAACUGCUAUUCCUAAUCAGUUUCGAGGAGUGAUUGUAACAAGAGAUACAGAUCAUUUUGACCUCUCUCAGAAUCGUUAAUGUUGAUGUAAGUAGUAUGAAUGAUAAAAUUUGCCAUCGGAACCAUUUAUUAACUUCCGUUAAUUGUAGUUUUUCACUUCAGUCACUAGUAAAAUUAGGGGAUGCUGUUGCGGAGACGUUUGGAACUUUUAAGACAAAAAUCAUCACCCUUCUGGAUCUA